AUGCCAGAUACAACACAUUUGAUAAAAACAAUAGAACAAAACUUAUUACUUCCGAAACAAUUAUUUUCCUGUGAAUUUAAUCAACAACUUGGCCAUUAUAUAUAUGGUCUCGGUUAUUGUAUUGUGGAAGAUUGUUCAAUUUUAACUUGCGGUUGCUGCAUAGCUGAGUCUUUAUACUACGAUAUUAUUAAAAUAACAAAAAAUGAUCUAAUACAUUGUCCAUUAUGCAACAAACAAAACGUAUCCAUUGUAGGUCCAGUGAAACCUUUACGUAACAUAUACUUACAAAUACAAUCGUUCAAAGAUGACAUAGAGGAAAAAAUUACUGCUGAUAGGAUUAAUUAUGAGGAAUCACUAAAUAGUCAGAGCACAGUAAAUAAAAAUGCAAAUCUAGUGACAAAUGCUAGCAUUGUUAACUGUCCGGACUAUGAUAGUCAAUCACAAAAUAUAUCGACUGAUCCAGUAAAUAAGAAAGUUGACAGCACUGCUAGUAGCCCUUUUUUAUCCUUUCCUUCGAUUAAAUAUAAUGAAGUGGUACAACAAAGAGCUAUACUAAAUCUAUCAUCUAGAGAUAUAAACAGGAAUCAAAUAAAUUUAAUAAAUCUAUUUUACAAGAUUGCAUCAGAAGUAAAUUCACAAGAACAAAUCAAUAAAAAUGUUUCUAAUAGAGAGUUAGAGGAUAUCCCAUUAGAUAACUCUCUAGAUUCAAACAAUACACAAAGAGAUAUAGUUAAUAACCAGGAUAAGAAGUCUGAUUAUCUUUCAGAGAAUGCUAGUUUAACUAAUAAUUCAAAUACAAUAAUUGCAAGUCAGUUGUCCCAAGAAUCUGCAUAUGAUCAAUCCAAAGGGACUGGCAACACAACUGAUAACACAAAAGUACAACUAUCUGUACCUUUAGAUGAAAAAAAAGAAUAUUAUUUUGCAAAUUGUUUCCCAAUAUACAGAAAAAGAUACAUUUUUAAAACGCAUUCAAAAUUUUUAAAAACUAAAUCAAAAUUGUUUAUUAAUACAUCAAUAUCACCUGAUUGUUCGAAAUUUGCUUUAAUCUCUAAACAUAAAUGGGAAGUUUAUUCAAUACCACAAAAUGUAUACAAAAAUCCGCCAACAUUACUUUUCUGUGGGAGAAAUACAGGUGAAUAUGGUUCUGCUUUUGAUCAUUUAAAUCAAUUAGACUCUACCAUAUUAGGAGUAGAAAAAGAAAACAUAAUAUUUGGCGAAUACAUCUAUUGUAAGCUUUCUAAUAAUUUCUUAGUUAUUAGUGACAUUAAAAAUUCAAUUCAAGUAUUUGAUUUAAAUAAUAAUGGUAAAAUGAUUCAUUAUUAUAGUUCUAAAUAUUACAUAAGAUGCAUUGAUAUUGAUCCCUCUGGCACUAUAAUAGCUUGCGGUAUUGUAGGUAAAGAUAGAAAAACUAAUUCCGAACAAGCUCUAAUUACACUCCAUAGAAUAGGAAAAAAUAAUAUGAUUUCUCAGUAUGAUUUUCCAUCACCUAUUACAGUCGCUUUACCUUACAGAGACCCGAUAAAUACUAUACAGUUAUCAACAGAUGGACGAUAUUUAUCAUGUUCAACUACCAUGGAAUCUCGCUUCCUAAUUAUUUCCUUGAAAAAUGUAAAUGAACCUAGACUUAUUAUGAAGAGUUUAAGAUCAAUUGAUACAUCUUUAGAAUCUGAAGGCAUUACAGAUACAAAAUUGUUUCCUGGAAACCCCAGUUUAAUGUGUGUUACAUCCACAGCAUUCAAUUCACCUGCUAUUAUCGUAAACACAAAGAUUGAAGAUAUCAGUAAUUUAACUAGUGUUGCACAACCAACUUUACUCAAUAGAUUUUCUGAUUUGGGCUAUAAAAUCCAUAAAUGUGAAAUAUCAUCCAGAAAUGAUUCUAUAGCAUUCUUAGAUAAAAAUGGUUCGGUGUACUUAGUGUCAGCACCCACAAUAAUUGAUAACGAAAAGAGAAGAACUGUGGUUGUAGAAAUGGUUGCAGAUGCAUAUAGGGCACAUGAAUCUGCUUCAAUGAGAUUUAGCUGCGAUGGUUAUGUUUUAUAUAUCCUAGACAGAAAAGGUGUUCUCUAUGUCGAAGAUUUUGCCUAUGAUCUGCCGCAAAAUAACGAGAUCACCAAAUGCAAAGAAAUCACCUAA
This is a messenger RNA of Arxiozyma heterogenica, 2133 nucleotides long. It is a transcript of the gene PTR3, whose product is annotated as Ptr3p. Bases 1 to 2133 code for a protein of 710 amino acids. NCBI's taxonomy places the organism in Eukaryota, Fungi, Ascomycota, Saccharomycetes, Saccharomycetales, Saccharomycetaceae. The transcript has a single exon. The record is from RefSeq and is a predicted model, not a curated record. Gene Ontology annotation, molecular function: protein binding.